Molecule: messenger RNA, 7438 nt
Organism: Coregonus sp. 'balchen'
Lineage: Eukaryota; Metazoa; Chordata; Actinopteri; Salmoniformes; Salmonidae
Source: the annotation of a GenBank genome assembly
CGAAAAGAAUGGUAGGGGUUCCAGUUCAUGAUUCUUAAAUACUUUCAAAAAAUGCUACUUUUGUGUGUACCGAGAGAUGAACAUAGUUUAAUGGUCGUUCAUACAUAAAGUAGAAGUAAUCUUGGCUGGUAAACGUUGGUAUUCCGCAUUUUCUCUUUGGUGAAGUGUGGAAAGGUAUACCGGAAGUCAUGUAAUGUUUGGAAAGUGACCGAUCAUCCAAAUGAAAGAUACAUUAUAGAGGUAAGUCAACGAAAUACGUAUUAUAUAGCCCUGUAGUGGCUAAAUAAGAUCGGUAUAUGGUGUAAUUACAACCAUUUGUAUUAGUACAGUUGCAGGUCGCUUAAUAUAACUUGUUUUCGAUGUGGCACAUCGGCAAAGCACAGCCAGAUAGUCCAGUUUUGGUCCAAUUUUCUCGUGGUUGGUCUCUCAAAACAGUAAUAGGAGUUUGCGCCGUUCUUACAAUGUUCUCUUCCUAAAUUAAUUAUGUUGUUUAAAUAUACUGCACUUGUCACACAUUAGUCAGUCCCCAUGUAAUUUAGUUGUCUUUUCAUAAAUAGGCCUGCUGCUGUCAUGUUUCCCCGCUAUCUAAAUAACCCUCAAAUUCUAUCCAGGGGGCCCAUGGCAAUGCAUUUCAACAAUUAAAUGAUACAAUUUCAAUGAGAGGCAGUCAAUUGAUUGUUUGUAAAUAGUAUGCUCAGUUCUUCUGUUUUAUGUCUUUUUUCUAGUUGUUUUGAUGGUCAUAAUUCCCUGGGUCACCUGAAGACUGCUCUUAAAAGCAUGGAAAUGUUGUCCAGUCACAGUGCUUACCUUCUCCAGCAGUUACAGGAGCAGAGGAUACAGGGGCUACUCUGUGACUGCAUGCUAGUAGUCAAAGGAGUAUGCUUCAAAGCCCACAAAAAUGUACUGGCUGCAUUUAGCUCCUAUUUCAGGUGUGUCAUUAAUAAUAACCAUCCACAAGUCAUGUAGUGAAUAUAUUCAUGAAUAUUGCCAUACUAGAUGAAUACCUUGAUUCUUAGGAUUUUGUUUUCCCCUUUCUACUACUGCUAUUAAACGAAACAGACAUGAAAUGGGGAUUCAACUGACGCAUGCUUUGUGUUCUCAUAUUAUACCUUGGUAGAUCUCCACAUGUAGAGCUCCACUUGUCUAAAUCAGCAAUGUGUCGACAUUGUAAAAUAACCUUUUUACUUUUGUCACUGCAGGUCUUUGUUCCAAAAUUCACCAAGUCAGAAAAAUGACGUUUUUCAACUGGUCAUUCAGGAUGUGGGAGGUAUAGGCCAGAUACUGGACUACAUGUACACCUCCCAUCUGGACGUCAACCAAGACAAUGUACAAGCUCUGUUGGACAUCGCCCAGUGCUUGCAGGUCCCAAACGUACAGAGCAUGUGCAACACUUUCCUGAAACCCUGCGCUCCUGCCGUGGAGGCCCCUUCUUUCCCAUUGUCUGGUGUCCUGACCUCGGAACACGACUACCUCCUCGGGAAUGGCCUUGCCCAAGACGUGGACCUUCAUUGCCCUUCUUCGGUAGGCCAGAGGGCUGCCUUUGGCAGUGGGGCACCAAUGUCUCAUGGUGGGAACGCUACCUCUGAGACUACAGCCAGUACCCAGCCAGUCCCAGAGAAGCAGCUAGUACACGGCUACAAGCUACGCAACUUCUACAGCAAGCAAUACUUCAAGCAGAGUGCUGCUGCUGAGACUAGCAAUGCAGCGUUAAACCAAGGCCCAAGCCCCCUGGUGCUGGUUGAAGAGCAGCAGUUCCAAUUUGGGGUCACACAACAAUGCGCGAAUGCCCCUGUAUAUUCAGGCAAUGCGGUUCAGUCAAACCCACCCUGUCCUCAGACUAUGCCAGUUGAGAAGGAGUUUGGUUCAACGUUGCCUGCUGAAGACUUAUCAACCACAGCCAACUCAGGUGGAAAGGUCUCCCCUGUCAACAAGCCCAUGCGGCCAAAGAAGGCUGUCUACCUGAAGAAAUACAACUACCUGCGCCCUCAGAAGGCUCUAGAAGAGAUGUGCCUUGAGCAGAGCAGCGGACCAGUCAACCACUGCCCAAAGGAGACUCACCAAGAGGAGGUAGUGGUCCAGAGUGAGACACCUGAAGCUCCCGUAGACUGCCUACCUCCCGUAGACUGCCUGGCCAGAGACAGUGAAGUGGUGUUGGAGACCACGAUGGAUUCUCAACUUCCAAGUCCCCCACCUGUUGAGCAAGAGGAGGAACCUGACCCACCAACCAUCAGUGAUCCAACAGAACCAACUGGGCAUAAGGUGCAGUACUGCUGUGAGAUGUGCGGGAAGACCUUCAAACACCCAAGCAACCUGGAACUUCACAAGCGCUCACACACUGGUAGUUUGUUAAUUUCACUAUUGUGUCAUUACUGAUUUUUGGAGCUGUAAAAUGUGUGGAAAAAUGCAAAAAUAAAUGUUAUAUGCUGACUUUUUGUAAGGUGAUACAAUUGUUUUGGUUUUUGUUCUCACAGGGGAGAAACCAUUCCAGUGUAAUGUUUGCAGGAAAAACUUUUCACAGGUAAGGGUGCACAGUUGUCCUUUGUUUAAUGAAUUUAUGUUUAGUGUGUCCACUAGGCAAAUAGGGAGGUUUACAUGAAUGCUGCUGACUGACCUUUUUGCUGAUAUAUCUUUCAAUAGGCAGGUAAUUUGCAGACCCAUUUACGACGCCAUUCUGGAGAAAAACCAUACAUCUGUGAACUCUGUGGGAAAAGGUAAACACUUAUUUAGAUUUUUAAAAAAUCGGUUUAGAAAAGUUUACCAUAUUGAGUGAUCUGUCACCAUACUUACUGCUGGAAUGGACAGCUAUAAAUCUGUGGUCUCCAACUCUGGUCCUGGUGAGUUACUGGGUGGGCAGGCUUUUGUUCUAGCCCAGCAGUUGGAGAACCUUGCUCUAGAUAGCACUGUGGAGGGCACUACAAAUACAUAACACAUUUACAAACAAUGCAUUAGACCUAAGCAGUAACAGAACAAUCAUGAAUGUGCAUGUGCCACAACAGUCUAGAUAACAAUGGAUGUGAGUCAUGACAUGGACUUAGCCAUCUAAUAUGGUGUGUUUUGUGUUAUGCUGACAACUUCUCCAUCCCUCACUGUGGCAUCUCCCAGCUUUGCUGCCUCAGGGGAUGUCCAGCGUCACAUUGUGAUCCACACGGGAGAGCGGCCACACCUGUGUGACAUAUGUGGACGUGGUGAGUGCUACAACCAACAAAUUACUUAUCCCAGUAUGGAUUCCUGGCACACUAUACACAUCUAUUCUCAGAUGUUAUAGUGUGCGUUUUAAAGUGGACAGUAUAUCAUGUUUGAGAAAUCAAACAUCAAUUAAUAAUUGUAACAUUUUACAACAAGGCCUGCUAUAUAUAAGCAUUUAAAAAUGUAAAGAAACAACUAUUAAACAUGUUUAUAAUAGUGAUGGGAAGUUUGGCUAAUUUUGCUGACUAAUCUUUUCGACUCGUUCAGUCAAAAGAAGAAAUCUUUUGACUAAUUUUGUUCAUUUGUGUUAAUAAUGGCCAGAGCACGCUGGACCCCCUACUGGCGAACGAUGAACUGAAAACUCAAAGGAGUCAUGAUUCUACAAGCCUGUCUUGUUCACAUGUCGUUCACCAUAGGGGGCUUAGUAUAAUUUGUGACUGAGACUUAUAAACGUGCUUUAAACAAUGUACAUUUGUUGAUUGCUAGGCAUACAAAUAAGAUUAUUUCUUGAUAUAUUUGAAACAAAGUCUAGUUGUGGCCACAACCAGACUAGAUUGUGAACGACUCUUGGCGGAAUUGAUAAGCACAAUGUCAUUCGGAAACUGCAGCCCCCAAACAAAUUUUUUUCUCGAGUUCAAAUUUGUUGACCAGAGGCUGUGUAUGUUUUGGUUCUACAAAGCUGUGUCCAUCAUAACAUUCAAUAAUAAAUUAAUUGCAUUCAUUCUUGCAUCAUGCAAUCUAUUAUCAGUUCUAAACAUGUAUUUUUCUUCUCUAUGCUCAUGAUCUAUUUUCCUGCAUGCAUAUUUGACAGACAGUUGGUGGUCGGAGCACGUCUCUGGAGCCGCUGAGCGGGAGGAGCAUGUAUUAAUCCUGCUGUAAGACUCAUUGCGGCCAACACUAGCAGGUCAAACAAACGACUAAAAUAAACGAGUCACUCAGAAAAAAACGAAUCAUGACUCUUGAGUCAGUAAAAAGAGUCGUUCAAAAAGAAUGAAUAGUUUGCGAACUGCACCUCACUAGUUUUAUAAACAUGCAUUUAUUAUGGAUUAUUCAUGUCUAUCUAUCUAUCUACAGUGCCUUGCAAAAGUAUUCAUCCCCCUUGGCGUUUUCCUAUUUUGUUGCAUUAAAACCUGUAAUUUAAAUGGAUUUUUAUUUGGAUUUCAUGUAAUGGACAUACACAAAAUAGUCCAAAUUGGUGAAGUGAAAUGAAAAAAAUUCGAAAAAAUAAAUAACAGAAAAAUGGUGCAUGCAUAUGUAUUCACCCCCUUUGCUAUGAAGAUCCUAAAUAAGAUCUGGUGCAACCAAUUUACCUUCAGAAGUCACAUAAUUAGUUAGAUUGCACACAGGUGGACUUUAUUUAAGUCACAUGAUCUGUCACAUGAUCUCAGUAUAUAUACACCUGUUCUGAAAGGCCCCAGAGUCUGCAACACCACUAAGCAAGCGGCACCACCAAGCAAACGGCACCAUGAAGACCAAAGAGCUCUCCAAACAGGUCAGGGACAAAGUUGUGGAGAAGUACAGAUCAGGGUUGGGUUAUAAAAAAAUAUCAAAAACUUUGAACAUCCCACGGAGCACCAUUAAAUCCAUUAUUAAAAAAUGGAAAGAAUAUGGCACCACAACAAACCUGCCAAGAGAGGGCCCCCAUCCAAAACUCACAGACCAGGCAAGGAGGGCAUUAAUCAGAUAGGCAACAAAGAGACCAAAGAUAACCCUGAAGGAGCUGCAAAGCUCCACAGCGGAGAUUGGAGUAUCUGUCCAUAGGACCGCUUUAAGCCGUGCACUCCACAGAGCUGGGCUUUAUGGAAGAGUGGCCAGAAAAAAAGCCAUUGCUUAAAGAAAGAAAUAAGCAAACACGUUUGGUGUUUGCCAAAAGGCAUGUGGGAGACUCCCCAAACAUAUGGAGAAGGUACUCUGGUCAGAUGAGACUAAAAUUGAGCUUUUUGGCCAUCAAGGAAAACACAAUGUCUGGCGCACACCCAACACCUCUCAUCACCCUGAGAACACCAUCCCCACAGUGAAGCAUGGUGGUGGCAGCAUCAUGCUGUGGGGAUGUUUUUCAUCGACUAGGAAACUGGUCAGAAUUGAAGGAAUGAUGGAUGGCGCUAAAUACAGGGAAAUUCUUGAGAGAAACCUGUUUCAGUUCUCGAGAGAUUUGAGACUGGGACGGAGGUUCACCUUCCAGCAGGACAAUGACCCUAAGCAUACUGCUAAAGCAACACUCGAGUGGUUUCAGGGGAAAUGUCUUGGAAUGGCCUAGCUUAUAGAUAGACAUACCCCAAGAGACUUGCAGCUGUAAUUGCUGCAAAAGGUGGCUCUACAAAGUAUUGACUUUAGGGGGGGUGAAUAGCUAUGCACGCUCAAGUUUUCUUUUUUUGGUCUUAUUUCUUGUUUGUUUCACAAGAAAAAAUAUUUUGCAUCUUCAAAGUGGUAGGCAUGUUAUGUAAAUCAAAUUAUACAAACCCCAAAAAAUCAAUUUUAAUUGCAGGUUGUAAGGCAACAAAAUAGGAAAAAUGCCAAUAGGGGUGAAUACUUUCGCAAGCCACUGUAUCUAUCCUAUCUAUCUAUCUAUUAUUAAGUGUUACCAAGUCCUCAUUGAAUGCAUAUUCUAUCCUUCCUUACUCAGGGUUCAGCAACAUCAGCAACCUGAAGGAGCACAAGAAGACUCACACCACAGACAGAGAGUUCACCUGUGACCAGUGUGGCAAGUCCUUCAACAUGCACAGGAAGCUGCUGAAGCACAAGAUCAGACACUCCGGGGAGAAACCACACACCUGCCAGACCUGUGGUGCGUAUCAACCUGUAUCUAUGAUUAUGGUGUCCAAAUUAGGACAGCCUCUGAGGGGACAGACUCUGAGGCUGUCCUAAUAUGGAUACUGUAUUUUAUAGAUACAGACAUGAAGACCACAAGAACAGUUUUGGAGGAAAAAAAAGUCAGUAUCUCUGAAUGUAUUUUUCCAAAUUCAGGCAACAGUAUCUUUUUCUGCAUGAAGGCAGUUGUUGAGAGCACAAUGUCAAUGCCUGGUUGAUUGUACAUGUGUUGGUUGGGUACAUAUCAUGAUAACUCAUAUCUAACCGUACCGCAGGGAAGAGCUUUGCCGGGUCGGGCGACCUGCGUCGCCACGUGAGAACGCACACGGGGGAGAGACCCUACCUCUGCAACACCUGCGGCAAGAGCUUCACCCGCUCGGCUGUCCUGAGGAGACACUGCAGCAUGCACUGCAAGGCCACGCCCGAUGACGCCAGCCCUGACGUAGAGGACCCAGAGCAGCCUGGCAGUAGCAGCACUGACAGAGGAGGAGGAGGCACAUUCCACAAGCCUGUCAGCCACAGUAAAGCCCCUGUGCCCAGGCAGCCACCACCACCCUCCACUAACGUGAUGGAGCUCGAAAAGCCUUCGCCCCCACCAGCACAUCCAGAAGCUCCGUCGACUAGCAUCCACCUCAGCCCAUCUACCUCAACGUCCUUCCCCGAGUUACGCUCCAUCGUGCCCCAGCACCUCCUCCCCUCCACCCCCUCCCAGCAGCAGGAGAAGUGCCCUCCUCUAGCAGACUCCCUGAAACUGGGCAAAGCUCACCUACCUCAGGAGGCCCUUGUGUUUGGCCCCUAUGUGGAGAACGGGCAGGUGGGUGUGGAGAUACAACAGCAGGGGUCUGGGGCCUCGGUGGUGGCCCGGCCGUACCUCUCGGCCCCAGACAGUUACUGUGGGGCCCUCCCAGGGGCUAGCCGCCCCAGCGGUACCCCCUACAGGGCAAGCGAGGGACCCUUCUUUUCCAGUGUAACACUAUGGGGGCUGGCCAUGAAAACACUGCAGAAUGACAAUGACCUGGAGCAGUGAAAGCUGCAGCAAGUAGAGUGUGUCUAAUGUGGCUUCCUUUCCUCGUCUCAUCUCCUUUGUCAGCACUGAUUUGAAGACACUGUUGUAGGGCAAAACCACAUGACGAUACCUACUGGUGAUCAUCUUUCAUCUGUUCAGUUAUUUCACAUCAUUGUAGAUGAAGGGAAGGGGAUGAGGAAAGGAGGUAACUUUAGUCUAUUCAGAACUGGCUAUAGAGUUCCCUUAUGAAGGAAGACAGCUGAGCACUAUGAUAUUAUCUAACUUCAAUUAAUACAAUAUAACUCAGGUAUUUCCUUUAUAGGAUAUAUUGUUUUUAGAACAAUUUGUUAUAAAGAUGGCAAAUGUAUAUUCUUUAUGGAUAAUUAUGCACUAUGUUAUGAAAUAAAAGAUGCCAAAUAUAUUGUUUUGUUUGUUUUU